Messenger RNA from Sorghum bicolor (sorghum), 1472 nucleotides. RefSeq names its product glycine-rich cell wall structural protein. NCBI's taxonomy places the organism in Eukaryota, Viridiplantae, Streptophyta, Magnoliopsida, Poales, Poaceae. The transcript has 4 exons. Bases 1 to 1089 code for a protein of 362 amino acids. The record is from RefSeq and is a predicted model, not a curated record.
AUGGCGAUGGCCAGGAAGCCUACCUGCGCUCUCCCUCUCCUCCUUGUAGCCUUCCUCUGCUUCACAUGCUCUGUCUUUGCUCACAUCCACGACGACUACGACGAUCCGAGGUACGGGCCUGGGGGUUUCGGCCGUGGUCCCGGCCCGAAAGGCGGCUAUGGACGCGGUCCGCGCUUCGGACGUGGACCGUUUGGCCGUGACUGCCGCUUCGGCCGCUGCCGCGGAGGUGGUGGCCUCGGUGGUGGAGGUGGCGCGGGUGCUGGAGGAGGCUUUGGUGGUGGCGUCGGAGGUGGUGCAGGAGGUGGGCUUGGUGGUGGAGGCGGUGGUGGAUUUGGAGGAGGCGGCGGCGGUGGACUCGGAGGUGGUGGUGGUGGUGGAGGCGGCGGUGGAAUGGGUGGCGGAGGCGGUGGUGGACUCGGAGGAGGUUCGGGAGGAGGCUUUGGAGCGGGCGGCGGUGUAGGUGGUGGAGCCGGCGGUGGUGGCGGCCUUGGUGGCGGUGGAGGCGGCGGCAUGGGUGGCGGUGGAGGUGGAGGGCUUGGAGGAGGUAAGGGUGGAGGCUUUGGAGCCGGUGGUGGUAUGGGAGGUGGGGCUGGCGGAGGUGGCGGCCUUGGUGGUGGUGGCGGUGGCGGCAUGGGUGGCGGUGGAGGUGGAGGGCUUGGAGGAGGUAAGGGUGGAGGUUUUGGAGCCGGCGGUGGUAUGGGAGGUGGAGCUGGCGGAGGCGGUGGUGCUGGAGGAGGAUUCGGUGGCGGAGCAGGCGGUGGCGUUGGAGGAGGAGGCGGCCUUGGUGGUGGCGGCGGCGGCGGUAUGGGCGGUGGUGGAGGCGGUGGGAUGGGCGGUGGCGCCGGCGGCGGGUUCGGUGGCGGAGCAGGUGGAGGACUCGGUCAUGGCGGUGGUCUCGGAGGCGGAGGUGGCCUCGGUGGUGGAGGCGGCGCCGGAGGAGGCCUCGGGCACGGCGUUGGUCUCGGCGGAGGCGGCGGUGGCGGCCUCGGCAUCGGCAUUGGUGUUGGCGUCGGAGUAGGGAUGGGCGCGGGGGCAGGCGGCGGCGCCGGUGCGGGUGCGGGUGCGGGUGCUGGCGGCGGCGGGCGUUGAUUCAUCCGUCGACGUCGAGUUUAAAGAGAAGCUAUGCAUGCACGCGUGCGGCAUGCAUGCGUAAUGGACGCGCGCGCGAUACUCGAUCUCCUUUCCAAACGAUGUGUGUAUGUUCACGUUCUGCGCUGCCUGGAGUAGUUACGAAUUACUCUGUGAUGUGGUCAAAUUUCCGUUAAUUUCAGUCCUGUGUCUGCUGUGUAGCUAGUCUUUUCUCAUUGUUGACAUUGUUGUCGGUGUCCAAAUGUUUGUAAUAAUCUAUAUAUAUGCUGGGGAAAAAAAGAGUCGAAUGAUUAAUAAUACAGUCCUAGUGAUUUUUUUUUCAUGUAUUCCAUCCAGGCUUUCAGCUUGUUUGAACUUCAGAGACUUCAGAGUUUCUGAGGAUC